Molecule: messenger RNA, 603 nt
Organism: Sphenostylis stenocarpa
Lineage: Eukaryota; Viridiplantae; Streptophyta; Magnoliopsida; Fabales; Fabaceae
Source: the annotation of a GenBank genome assembly
AUGGUGCAAGGAAGGAAGUUCAGAGGAGUAAGGCAACGCCAAUGGGGUUCAUGGGUGUCUGAAAUUCGUCACCCUUUACUGUUAACCAAAGUUUAUAUUAACUCGGACAGGAAGAGAAGGGUGUGGCUAGGGACAUUUGAGACAGCAGAGGCUGCAGCAAGGGCAUAUGACCAAGCAGCCAUUUUGAUGAGUGGUCAAAAUGCCAAGACCAAUUUCCCUGCACCAACACUGAAUCAGCCUCAAGGUGCCACCACUUCCACUCCUUGUGAAGACCCCUUCUCAUCUCCCAAUGUUCUUUCUGAGCACCUGAGUAGAAAGCUGAAGAAGUGCUGCAAAGACCCUUCUCCAUCCCUCACAUGUCUCAGGCUAGAUGCUGACAAUUCCCACAUUGGAGUGUGGCAAAAGGGUGCAGGACCACGUUCAGACUCUAAUUGGAUCGUGAGGGUGGAGCUUGGGAAGAAACAUGGAGAGGGUGAAUCAAGUGUUUCAGAAGGGUCACCUCAGAAAAGUGGUAUUGAUGGUGAUGAUGAAGAAGAUAGAAUUGCCAUGCAGAUGAUCGAUGAACUUCUUAAUUGGAAUUAUCCAUGUGGUUCAAUUAAUUAA